Molecule: messenger RNA, 3494 nt
Organism: Sus scrofa (pig)
Lineage: Eukaryota; Metazoa; Chordata; Mammalia; Artiodactyla; Suidae
Gene: FES
Product: FES proto-oncogene, tyrosine kinase
Biological process (GO): peptidyl-tyrosine phosphorylation; regulation of actin filament polymerization
Molecular function (GO): non-membrane spanning protein tyrosine kinase activity; ATP binding
Source: RefSeq, a predicted model, not a curated record
GGCAGGGUGUAGAAGGGGACUGCAGCCGGGCACAAGUCCUGGAGGUGGGACUGGCUGAGCAUUUCCACCCGCACAGGCCUUGAGUCCAGCAGGGAGAGAAGUUGAGUCCCACUCCCUGGCCCAGACCCCUUGCCUGCCCCAGGUUUCCCUUGAAACAGGAAGCCCCAGCCCUGGCUAGGUGAGCGGUGCCUGUUCCACCAGGGGACCUGUGUGGGAGAAGCUGGCCUCCCCUCUAGACAUUUACUUGGAGAUUUUAUUCAAAUGGAGACUGGUGCCUGAGCUCGCCUUGGGGAAUCCAGUGGGGAGGGGAGGGCCUGCACCAGGCUUCCCCCUUCCUCUUCUGGGGCUGCUGCUGGGGUGGCCCGCCUGCCCCCAGGCUCUGGACCCGCAGGCUCUCCCACCCAGUGCAAGCCUGCUGCUCCGCCCUGGGCAGGCGCCCAUUACUGCACCCGCGGGCCGCUUCCCCCAGUUCCUGGGCGCUGUCCGGGACCUGGGGAGUGCCCGGCCAGGCUGCUCUCUUCUGGCCCAUUCUUUCUCAGCCCCCUCCUCCCUUCCGUUUCCGCGAGCCUUGUGAGCCGUGUGGCUGGCUGAGCGGCCUGCACUGGGCAGCGGGGGGGCGGACAGGCGUCAGGGGCUCCUGCCCGCCCCUUCCCCUCCGCCGGCCCGCCCCGGGGCCUGGGCCAACUGAAACCGCAGGAGGAGGAAGCGCGGAAUCAGGAACUGGCCGGAGUGGUGCGGGGGCCUGAGUCUGAGUUGGUCCUCGGCGGCCCUAGGAGCAGCUAGCUGCCCACGCGGGACCACACUAUGGGCUUCUCUUCGGAGCUAUGCAGCCCCCAGGGCCAUGGGGCCCUGCAGCAGAUGCAGGAGGCCGAGCUUCGGUUGCUGGAGGGCAUGAGAAAGUGGAUGGCCCAGCGAGUCAAGAGCGACAGGGAGUAUGCCGGGCUGUUGCACCACAUGUCACUACAGGACAGUGGUGCCCAGAGCCGGAGCACUGGUUUCCACAGCCCCAUCAGUCAGUCCUGGGCAGAUAUCACCAGCCAGACAGAGGGCCUGAGCCGACUGCUGAGGCAGCACGCUGAAGAUUUGAACUCGGGGCCCCUGAGCAAGCUGAGCCUGCUGAUCCGGGAGCGGCAGCAGCUGCGCAAGACCUACAGCGAGCAGUGGCAGCACCUGCAGCAGGAGCUCACCAAGACACACAGCCAGGACAUUGAGAAGCUGAAGAGCCAGUACCGAGCCCUGGCACGGGACAGUGCCCAGGCCCGGCGCAAGUACCAGGAGGCUAGCAAAGACAAGGAUCGCGACAAGGCCAAGGACAAGUACGUGCGCAGCCUGUGGAAGCUCUUCGCUCACCACAACCGCUACGUGCUAGGUGUGCGGGCUGCGCAGCUGCACCACCAGCACCACCACCAGCUCAUGCUGCCCGGCCUACUCCAGUCGCUGCAGGACCUGCACCAGGAGAUGGCGAACAUUUUGAAGGAGAUCCUGCAGGAAUACCUGGAGAUCACCAGCCUGGUGCAAGAUGAGGUGGUGGCCAUUCACCGGGAGAUGGCUGCAGCGGCUGCCCGCAUCCAGCCCGAGGCCGAGUACCAAGGCUUCCUGCAACAGUAUGGGUCCACACCUGACGUCCCACCUUGCGUCACCUUUGACGAGUCGCUGCUUGAAGAGACUGAACUGCUGGAGCCCGGGGAGCUGCAGCUGAAUGAGCUGACUGUGGAGAGCGUGCAGCACACGCUGACCUCAGUGACAGAAGAACUGGCCGAGGCCACCGAGACGGUGCUCAGCCGGCAGGAGGGGGUCACUCAGCUGCAGCGGGAGCUCUGGAAGGAGGAGCAGAGCACCCAUCCCCGGGAGCGGGUGCAGCUGCUGAGCAAGAAGCAGGCGCUGCAGGAGGCGCUGCAGGGGCUGCAGGUAGCAGUGUGCAGCCAGGCCAAGCUCCAGGCCCAGCAGGAGCUGCUGCAUGCCAAGCUGGAGCAGCUGGGCCCUGGCGAGCCCCCACCCGUGCUGCUCCUACAGGAUGACCGCCACUCCACCUCGUCCUCGGAGCAGGAGCGAGAAGGGGGAAGGACACCCACCCUGGAGAUCCUUAAGAGCCACAUUUCAGGCAUCUUCCGCCCCAAGUUCUCGCUCCCCCCACCGCUGCAGCUCGUUCCAGAGGUGCAGAAGCCCCUGCACGAGCAGCUGUGGUACCAUGGGGCCAUCCCGCGGGCAGAGGUGGCUGAGCUGCUGACACACUCUGGGGACUUCCUGGUCCGGGAAAGCCAGGGCAAGCAGGAGUACGUGCUGUCCGUGCUGUGGGACGGCCAGCCCCGACACUUCAUCAUCCAGUCCGCAGAUAACCUGUACCGACUGGAAGGAGACGGUUUUCCCAGCAUCCCCUUGCUCAUCGACCACCUGCUGCACUCCCAGCAGCCCCUCACCAAGAAGAGCGGUAUCGUCCUGAACAGGGCAGUGCCCAAGGACAAAUGGGCACUAAGCCACGAGGACCUGGUGUUGGGCGAACAGAUCGGAAGGGGGAACUUUGGCGAAGUCUUCAGUGGACGCCUGCGAGCGGAUAACACCCUGGUGGCGGUGAAAUCUUGCCGAGAAACGCUCCCACCUGACCUCAAGGCCAAGUUUCUGCAGGAAGCCAGGAUCCUGAAGCAGUACAGCCACCCCAACAUCGUGCGUCUCAUUGGCGUCUGCACCCAGAAGCAGCCGAUCUACAUCGUCAUGGAGCUCGUGCAGGGGGGCGACUUCCUGACCUUCCUUCGGACAGAGGGAGCCCGCCUGCGGAUGAAGACGCUGUUGCAGAUGGUGGGGGAUGCUGCAGCGGGCAUGGAGUAUCUGGAGAGCAAGUGCUGCAUCCACCGGGACCUGGCUGCUCGGAACUGCCUGGUAACAGAGAAGAAUGUCCUGAAGAUCAGCGACUUUGGGAUGUCCCGGGAGGAAGCCGACGGAGUCUACGCGGCCUCCGGGGGCCUCAGACAAGUCCCUGUGAAGUGGACGGCACCAGAAGCUCUUAACUAUGGCCGCUACUCCUCCGAGAGCGACGUGUGGAGCUUUGGCAUCUUGCUCUGGGAGGCCUUCAGCCUGGGGGCCUCCCCCUACCCCAACCUCAGCAAUCAGCAGACUCGGGAGUUCGUGGAAAAGGGGGGCCGCCUGCCCUGCCCCGAGCUGUGUCCCGAUGCUGUAUUCAGACUCAUGGAGCAGUGCUGGGCCUACGAGCCUGGGCAGCGGCCCAACUUCAGCACCAUCUACCAGGAGCUGCAGAGCAUCCGAAAGCGGCACCGGUGAGGCUGGAGCCCCACUUCUCAAGCCAGUGGCCUCUGCAGGCCAGACCGUACCUCCUCACCAGCUCCAGCUCACACCAUCAGACAGCUCCUUGUUGCCCUGGACUCCAGCCACUGGUAUUCAUGCUGCCAGCAGGGAGGCGGCUCCACGUCUGCUGGGCAGCCUGGCUCCUGCCAGGGCUUCCUCUUCCAGGCAAAAAUAAUAAAACCACUUGUGCCCAUCAA